Messenger RNA from Megalops cyprinoides (Indo-Pacific tarpon), 1647 nucleotides. RefSeq names its product paired box 9 (gene pax9). The transcript is spliced from 4 exons. The record is from RefSeq and is a predicted model, not a curated record. NCBI's taxonomy places the organism in Eukaryota, Metazoa, Chordata, Actinopteri, Elopiformes, Megalopidae. Gene Ontology annotation, molecular function: DNA-binding transcription factor activity, RNA polymerase II-specific; RNA polymerase II cis-regulatory region sequence-specific DNA binding. The coding region runs from base 153 to 1181 and encodes 342 amino acids. Gene Ontology annotation, biological process: regulation of transcription by RNA polymerase II; anatomical structure development.
UUUGCCCCUCUUGCUACAAUCAUUAGUGCUGCCGACAUUGAAAGAGUGAAUUUCCCCUCUCUUCGACAGGAGCCUUGGAGACAGAGCUGGACUCGGAACCUGACAGAAGAGGCAAUAUUGCGAUCUCCAUACUCAUUGGUGGACUUAACGCAAUGGAGCCUGCCUUUGGGGAGGUGAAUCAGCUAGGUGGUGUAUUUGUGAACGGCAGACCACUUCCAAACGCCAUCCGGCUCAGGAUUGUAGAACUCGCCCAGCUGGGCAUAAGACCUUGCGACAUCAGCAGACAACUUCGGGUGUCUCACGGUUGUGUCAGCAAGAUUCUGGCCCGUUACAACGAGACUGGCUCUAUUCUCCCGGGGGCCAUUGGUGGCAGCAAGCCGCGGGUAACUACCCCUACCGUGGUCAAACACAUCAGGACUUACAAGCAAAGGGAUCCUGGUAUUUUCGCUUGGGAAAUUCGGGAUAGACUACUGGCCGAUGGGGUGUGCGACAAAUUCAAUCUACCCUCGGUCAGCUCGAUCAGCCGGAUCCUUCGCAACAAGAUCGGGAAUCUGUCGCAGCAGAACCAGUACGAGUCGAAACAGACACCUCAUCCUGCACCGCAGCCUACGCUUCCGUACAACCACAUCUACUCGUACCCGACUCCCAUCACGGCCACCGGCGCCAAAGUACCAACUCCCCCCGGCAUGCCCACCCUUCCCGGACACAUGGCUAUGCAUAGGAUAUGGCCGUCCUCGCACUCGGUCACCGACAUUCUGGGCAUUCGAUCAAUAACAGAACAACAAAUUAGUGACAGUCCCUCCUUUCCCAGUGCCAAACUAGAAGAAUGGAGCGCUAUAAACAGGAGUAAUUUUCCUCCAGCAAGUUCUGCACUAGUCAAUGGCGUGGAUAAGCCGCACUUAGAACCAGAGGCAAAAUACACACAGACGCCGAAUGGAUUGCCCACAGUGAACAGCUAUGUCACAGCUCCCAGCAUCCCUCCUUACCACCCUCCCACCCAAGUGUCGCCCUACAUGGGGUACAGCGCCACCACGUCGGGCUAUGUGACCGGCCCCACAUGGCAGCCACCCAGUGGCAGUGCCCUCUCUCCCCACAGCUGUGACAUCGCUGCACCGCUGGCCUUCAAGAGUGUGGCCGGGUCCCGCGACACCAUCCACCCGGUUACUGCCUCUGCGCUCUAACAGUCUCCUCCCAGCACAGACAGUAGGCACCGCCGCGUACGCAGAAGAUCAGGGAGAGGGGACUCUCACCGAGUGUGCUCCUGAGAGUAGUCUUACGCCAGUGCAUCGUCACCUCUGCCUUAUUUAUACGGACCUACCCAAGGCCCCAUUUUUCUCUUCCAGCCUUCACAUAGUGUGAAAAUGUGUUUUAAGUCCCCAGCACCCCCACCUCAUUGUUUUUCCAAGGACAGAUUGAUAUAGAAUGGGAAAUGCCUCUCCGUCCAGCUUGAUGAACAUCAGUGGGCCUUCAGCCAUCAGCAGUGACAGGGUGACAGAGCACGAAUGACCCUGGUGUGCACUGGCACUGUGAUCACUCCGGCCCAUCUUCUCCACGACAUGCCCUUUGGGGGGAAAAAACUCAGUGUAUGGAAAAAUGCAAGCCUUUCUCUUUUAUUUGUGUGCACUUCUCUACAAGUUAUUUUGUGAA